This is a messenger RNA of Hordeum vulgare subsp. vulgare (domesticated barley), 1527 nucleotides long. RefSeq lists its product as uncharacterized. The record is from RefSeq and is a predicted model, not a curated record. The transcript is spliced from 4 exons. The coding region runs from base 55 to 1365 and encodes 436 amino acids. NCBI's taxonomy places the organism in Eukaryota, Viridiplantae, Streptophyta, Magnoliopsida, Poales, Poaceae.
CGACCCAUUCGUUCCCGAACCGAACGCACCCUCACCUCAGUGCCGCCCGCCGAUAUGCACGACACGGGCCUCUCCGCCCGCACUGCCGGUGCCUCCUCCUCGUCACCGGCCACCGACGCCGGAGACGACGUCGACGAGUCCAAGACCCGGAAGGCGCAGCCUGCCUUCGUCGCCGCGGCCUACGCCCGGCUCCACUCCCCUUACUACGCGGCCGCCUCCCUCCUCCUCCUCGCCGUCGCCGCCGCUGCCUUCCUCGCCGGCCGAGCUUAUCCCCGGACCGACUGCCCGCCGCUGCGCCUCGACGCUCGCUUCCUCUCCCUCCCCGACGCCGCCGCGGCCUCCGACUUCGGGUCCCUCGGCGUCCCCUCGUGCAGAUCCAAAACUGGGAAGACAGUGGAGUGGACUUCGAAAGAUUUACUUAAUGGACUGGAAGAAUUUGUGCCAAUCUAUCAGACACGCCCUAUCAGGAAUAACAUGUAUGGCAUGGGAUUUGACCACAGUUUUGGGCUUUGGUUUAUGGCUCGAUGGCUUAAGCCACACCUGAUGAUUGAGAGUGGUGCAUUCAAGGGGCACUCAACUUGGGUUUUGCGUCAGGCCAUGCCAACCACUAGGAUUAUAUCUCUCACACCCAGACACCCUGAGAAAUAUCUUAAGAAGGGACCUGCAUAUGUUGAUGGAAACUGCACUUACCUAGCUGGGAAGGGUUUUAUUGACUUUGGAAGUGUCAAUUGGGAAAAACUGUUGAGGCAGCAUGGCAUUUCUGAUCUCAGCAAGGUGCUUGUUUUCUUUGAUGACCACCAAAGUGAGCUGAAGAGGUUAAAGCAAGCACACAAAGCUGGAUUCCAGCAUCUCAUAUUUGAGGACAACUAUGACACUGGUACAGGCGACCAUUAUUCCUUGAGACAGAUAUGCGACCAAUCACACAUCAGAGGUGGUGGACAUAGCUGCUUCUGGGAUAGUGACGAAGCAAGAUUAAGGUUGAAACGGAAGAAGUUUUGGGAGAAGGCUGUGGAAAUAGAUGAACUAUGUGGAAAGGAUGAUGCAUGGUGGGGUGUCAGAGGCUACAUGCGUGACAAUUUCAACCAUAGCAAUGAGGCCAUCUCACACAAAGAGCAUUUCCAGAACAGCAGGCUUGUUGAAUCUGUGUUGGAUCUGUAUUGGGAACUACCUCCUGUUGCUGGCCCGUCCUUGACUCACCAAACAAGGUAUGAUCCAGCCCGCGCAUCUGAUCCUAUCAUUGAAGAUGGACGCCAUGGCUUGUUCCAAAGAAUUGGCCUAGCUAGAUUCGACUCCUCCGUGUUCAACGGUUACACUCAGAUGGCAUACGUUCAGAUAUCAGACUCAAUGCUGAGAAGGGAAGGAUGAUUGAAGGCUUUGUUUCACGGGCUUAGUUUUACGCUAACUGAACAGUCAUCUGUUGGUAGGUUUUUGUGUAAGGUUUGCACACGGUCUUGAAUUCUCACCUUAAUUCAGUAUAUCUUGUGGCACUUUGCAGAGGUUAUAAAACCAAUGCAAGUUCUCGUUUCA